Messenger RNA from Porites evermanni, 9280 nucleotides. Lineage: Eukaryota; Metazoa; Cnidaria; Anthozoa; Scleractinia; Poritidae. The record is from the annotation of a GenBank genome assembly.
CUUCGCGGGAAGAAGAAAAACAUGGCGACAAUGGCGGAUUGCUUUCCAAAAAGUCCAGAUCCUAUUUCUCGACACCGUUCGCAGUACAAGUGUAGCACACCACCGUGGAAAGAACAAUACAGAAAGGUAUUUCAAGGUCAUAUGCCAUAGUUAUUUGUCUGCGUGUAUUUUAUGUGAAGCGAAACAGGAACGUACAGUGCAACAAUUGGAAGUGUGUCCGAUAUGACUCUUAAUUAAGCUAAAUUAGUUUAUGUGUCUUUGUCCAGUAAUGCCUUGAUGAAGUGAAAUAGUCAUGACUUGUUAUAUUGUUGCUGUUUUCAAAGAGAUGCUUGGACAGACUCAAAAAUGGAAGACAGAGAUGUGUGGACCGGUUCAGGCAAGGCAGUAAGACUGAUCACUCCUCCAUGGUGAACGAAGUGAUGAAUGAAGAAUGGUUGAGACUUAGUGAGGAGAAUAGUGAGCUUCCUCUGUGGCGCCCAAGUAGACAGUCAUGCACACCUUUUGCUGGGGUGAGGACGGACUUGUCAACACGAAAAUGGGUGUUACAGUAACAUGAAUUCACUGGCUUGAAAAAUGACUUCUCAAACUCAUUAAUAAUUCACAAAGAAAAUACAAAUGAGAUUAAUGUUUAAUGAGUGUUUGGAAUUCAGAUGAAAAACUGCCCAUUUUUGCUUCCUCAAUUUCUCCUUCUAAAAUCAUUUCGUUUGAGAAGUAAUUUCAAGCCUUCGAUACAGUGUUUCAUCACCAGAUGAAACACCAAGAAGAGAGUUGAAAAUAUGAUGCGCCGCACUGCGUCUCAUGCUUGAUAUAUCACAUGACACUGACUCACCCUGCCAGCUGAGCAGAGCCUCCUUUUUUCUUCUUCUUGAUCGAGGACUGGUCCCGUUCAUAGUUAGUUAAGUGCAAUGGUUAUCAAACCCGUUAGACUCCUUUGUUAUAUGUUUUUGUUAGCUUUUUUAGACCUGACCAUGCACAGCAUUCCUAUCAUUUUGAAAUUUCUCACCAAUAGGAACAUAAUUUGCAUUAAUUUAUCCAGUCACAAUUUGUGAACAAAAAACAAAGGAUUUUGCAUGGUCAGGGAGCUUCCAACAUAAACUGCAGCACUGUUGUUUUCAACUUUGGUAUUUACUGGCUUUCAUAACCAGUCUCGAGCUCCUCUUCUAACUAAUUGCCCUACUGGGAGGGAAGGGGGGCGGGGGGCGGGGGGCGGGUAUUAAAGAGGGAAGUGCACUUAAGCUUGGGUAGGAUGCUGCUGCUGAGCCCUUCAAAUGCUAAUGUCUUUUCUUUUCCCCCUUUUUAAGACAAUACACUAUGCCUUAUUGCCAACGAGCCAUCUGAGCGAAGACGCUCGGAUGGCGAGGCGGCAGCAGAAUAGAGCCGCGCAAGACUGGGCAAUAGGCAGAAAAAUUCUCGAUCGAGCUGAAAAAAGUGUAACCCAAUGUAAUGUAGAUUCCCCUGAGACCAAGUGGUCAGUUGUGAACCAAUCAAAAGGCAGUACCUGGCGCACGGGCUCAAGUUGAAUAGCAAACAAAAUUUCACACACUUCACACCGUCGCGACUUCCUGUGUUUCUUUACCUAAAUUUUUUCGUUAAACCCGGCCACCGCAGUCAAGAGACAUGAGCACUUGAUAUAUUCUAUUAAUUUUAGGGGCCAUAAUGUUAAAUUUUAACGAAAAGAAGUUUGUAAAACAGCAAAAGUGUUCUAUGUGCAGCAAGCAAUAUUCUCACCACUAAAAAGGAUCAGAUUACACGAGGAGAUAAGGAAAGCUUGACACGAAGAAUGCAGUCGCUUCUGUUGGAAAAUCUGGUGUUGGGGAAAAAAUCUAACCAGCAAACAAAAACAAUGAGAACAAAAACGAAUUACAAGCCUAAAGCAAACGACAAAGGAAAAGAAAACAACGCCAUUUUUUUCGAAACGUGGCCGAGUUCAGUAUAAAAAUAAUGAACUAAAAUUAAAUACCGACGUGCCGUACAUCGCUUGUCCUUGGAAACAUUUCAGAUGGCCCAGCGAAUCAUUUUAAGUUUCAAUCCGAUAACAAAAAGACUCGGGAAAUUUGAAAGGAGGUGUAAAUGAUUAAACUGUGCAAAUAUUUAUCAACAAUGUGAAACCGAACCGACAGUAGAUUUGUAGCUGGACUUAAUAAUUUUCCCGAUCGCUUCCUCUGCAAAGCUGACUUUAUUCUUUCAAGGCACUUCACAAUUUUACAUAGCAGGUUUGUAAAGCCACCAUACUGAAUCUGAGAACUUUUCAAGAAAAUAAUCCUUGCAACACGAAGGGACCAAGAAAUGGUCAAAUGGGAAAAAAAGGAAUUUUACUCCUAAGCAAAAUAAGCAUGAUUUGCUCGUUGGCACUCUAUCGAUAGGUAUACCUAGUUUUAAAUCGUGUUAACCUGCGAUCAGGCUUUUUUUUUUUUCGGGGAAAUGGGAAAAAAAAGAAACGCCUGAUACAUGUACUUCACGAGUCGUCUGCCGCCCCCUAAUUAAGGUAUCUGUCAACAUUUGUGUUAUUGUACCAGAUUUUACCGGAAAUUCAAGAGGUUUGCAACAAAAGUGGCUAUUAUCGAGCCAUGCAAAUUAAUUUUAUUGUAACAGAAGACAUUUACAAUAAUUCUUAAAUCAGCUCCCACAAGCAAUAUUUUAAGACUGGUUUGUGACAUCAGCAUGGUAAUAGUGACGUUAUGUGAGAUGGUCUAUACCCAGUCUUGAUUCUGACAAGUCAAAAAUGUGACAUUAUUUUUCAGAUUGAUGUAGAUGGUCCUGAGGAUACCUCGCUUGAUGAGAUUCUUUCCGUAAUGGAUGAGAUACAAAAGGAGUUAAUGGAUGAAGGUCAGAACUCAUGAUAGAUUCUAAACUACUUGCACAUUGAAUCUUACGUGUAUCAUGUUACAUGUAUAUCUUACAUACUACCAUAAGUGGUCUUAGGCAAGCGCAAGAUUUUUUUUCACAAGAUGUACUGAAAACAAUUUACGGUUCUUUAAUUGAGCCUGUUUUUGACCACUGUAAUGCUGUCUGGGGUAGCCUGAAUAAAGGGCUAGCAAGCAAAAUUCAGAAAUACCAAAACAGGUCAGCCCACAUAAUUACCUCACGGGUGUAUGAAACGAGAUCAGCAGAUCUCCUUAAAUUUCUCGUGUGGAAUAAUUUAGCCAUGAGGAGGGACCAACGGCUUUGCCUUCUUAUACUUGAUGUCAUACUCAAAAACGUGCCUGAAUUAUAUCUGAGCGAACUCUUUCCAAUGAGCUGCAAAGGUAAUCCCCACAAAUCUUCCCUUGUAUGCACUUACAUACAAAACUGCUCGGUGAACCCUGUCAUUUGUUUAGGAUAAUACUUACUUCUUUGCCUGAUCACAGAGCGAAACAUUCUUGCUCAGUAUGAAGAAAACCUCAAGUUUGAAGAAGCCUCACUUUGUGCAGCCAUUGAAUGUCUUAGAACUGAUGAUGUGAUUUGUCCAGUCUGCAGGAGGUUGGUAGCAUCAAUCUAUGAACCGAUCACUAUUGAUUUGUUUUAUCAGUAGAUUAUUACAAGUUUACCUAAAUGUUUCAUAUAGUAUCAGUAACAUAAAACUGGUUGUAAAUUUUUGCAGAAUCAUCAAGUGUUGAGCUGGACAAGUGAAUAUGUUUUAUUUUUUGUUUUUGUAUCUGUUUCCCUUUGUUAUCAGGAAUCCAUUACACCAGAACAAACAGAUCAUUUUUUGUGCCUGUGGACUGAGAAUUGAUACUGAGGUGAGAUUAGAGGACACUGUGACAUACAUGAUAUUUUUGCUUUUACCCCAUAAUAAUGACUGUAGAAAAAAUGUUGNUUUUUAGAAUUAUUUUAAUUUUGUAGACUAUGGUUGUAAGGUUUUUAUUUGAAUAUAAGGUUUGUUUCCUUAUCGACUUAAUCUAUUUACUGAAUUUCAUAUUUAUUUUGCUCAUAUCAAAGUUCAUCAGGCUCUCCUACCACUGAUCUAAGUAAAAUGCAAGCUCUCUUCCCUCCGUUACUUGAAGCGCACAAACUGUUUUUCACUCAUGAAAAAAAAAAACACAUCCAAUCAGAAUCGCAAACAAUAGGGCCAUUUAUACGAGGAAAAAUAAGACGCGAACUUUCCGUAUAAACGGCACAUUUCAUCUAAAAUAAGACGCAGCUUAGCUAAUUAAGACGUGUCUUAUUAGAUAAGACAUGCUUGUAUAAAUGGUACAGUUCGUGUCUUAUUUAAGACGCGUCCUAUGUAAGAUGUGUCUUAUUUUUCCCCGUAUAAAUGGCCCUAAUGUUUUUUCCCAUGUGAGAAAAUGAUAAGUCCAAUCAAAAGCCACAUUGGUGUGUGAGUUUUGUGCCAAGUUUUCCACCUUGCAGCACUCCCUCGCUUACACACAUGUGGACUUUCCAUGAACUAUUCUUUAUACAGUACACUGUUUGUUAAGUUUGUUGCCAUGGUUAACAUAGUGAAAGCAAAAUAUAGUUAUCCUGGCAUAUAAAUUAUCCCAUUUUAAUUUUCGACACUGCAUAAGAAUAUUUUCUUUUAAAAUAAGUUUUGUUACUGUUAGUUACUGUUGUUAUUGUUACUGUUAGUUAUUUUGUCACCGAAAUUACUCUCACAGAAGGCAUAAACUUUGGCACAAUUAUGUGUUUUGAUUAACCUUGAUCUGUUGUCUUUGGUAGACUUGUUAACACAACUGUACUGAGGCCCAAAUAAUUUUAGAAUAAGGCUGUGAAAUUUUGCUUGAACAUACACAAAAUUCAAAUGACAACCCCCUUUUAACUAGCAUGAUUAAAAUCUACAUAUUUUCAAGUGCUACAAAAUCUCAGUUCUAAAUAACAGUACAACAAUCAUUUUUCAUUAGGAUUUUGGAAGGGUAAAUUUUUAGGUUUCUACAACAUGUUAUUUCUAUUUUUAAUAUUUCAAUGUUCACUUGUUGAGAAAGAAUUUUGAAUUGUACAACUCUUCAAAUUUGUACCUCCCUUUGAAUAAUAUCCCCCUUCUAAGUGUAAGUCAGUACAUCGUACUUUUUAGUGGCAGGUGAAAAGAAAAUGUAUCUGCUGUUCCACACCCUCUUCCAGUAAUUCAUUUCUCCAUUGAAAGUAAGAUCCCGGGAUUUUUCUAAUGAUGGGAUUCAAGUACACUAACAGUAAAUCCUCCCUUGAUUUUUCUUACUUAGUAUGAUGCAGUUAACCUGAUCUAUGUUAGAAACCAAAUUGAUGAGGCACUUGCAAUGCACAGGUAACUAUUCCCCCCCCUGGGAGGGGGGGCAGCUCCUUUUUUGGCCUAAACAGGUAUGUGCAACAAAACAGGGUAUGCUUUUUGGGGUUCUGCUGAGUUUUGAACAGAGUAACACAUGUCUUUCUGGACCAGGAACCUUGGAACAGGGUGUAAAUGUUGAAGGUGCACAGUCUACAUGUGUGGCAUGAACAAUAUUUCUCAGAAUCUAAUUCAAUGUUGUCACUUUGAAAUAACAUGUAAUUCUCUAUUUCAAGGGGAAUGAAUAAGGUUCAUGAAAAAAAAGGUAGCAAAAUGAAGGGGUUUUUUUUCAUUAAACAGGGUCAGGAACUUGGUGGUACACCCCAUCUACUACCUGGGUUAUGUUAUCACCAUUAGCCUUAAGUGUCAGACAUCUCUUCAACCCACCCCCACCCCCCUCCCCUUCCCAAUGGGCCGCUAGGUUAUCAGGAGGGGGGUGGGGCAAAGAGACAGCUGACACCUCUGACUAUAACUGAAUUUGUUUAAUAGCUAUUUGGAAUAAACCAGUUCAUACUACUCUUUUCUACUUUUCACCCUUAAAAGUGAACAACUUUGGCUGGCCCAACAGGCAACUUGCCGGGAAAAUACUCUAACAUGGUGGUGGCUCUUGGUCAGGGCUUUUUUCACAUUCUGAUGUGGCAAUACUUAGUGAGGGUUUUUCUUACAGAGUGGAGCAUUGCAUGGCAGAGCCUGAAUUUUGUUCAACAUUUGUGAAAGAACUGGGAGUAAGCAAUCUAAUUUCAAUAUGCAAGGUAAGAAACGUAAUGUUUGUUUAAAAAAAGUCCUUAUUACACAAGAGAACUGUAAAAUUUGCAAUACUCGCAGGAGUGGGAGUAACUACAGCUAAUUAAGAAAUGAAGACAAUAAAAAAAUAAUUAUUUUAUCGUCUUCCACCCAUCUUUUGCAGUCCUGGUCAUACCAACUGUCUAACUUGUGCUAUGCAUGCAUUUUCAUGCUCUUCUUUCAUUUUUCUGCUCCAUGCUUGGUUUUUGCAGCUCAGUUUGUUGGCAAGUUUCCCUGCUAGCAUUGUCCAUCAUUAUAGUAAAAAAAAGAUAGAGACGUGAAGUGAGAAGGAAACAGAAACUGAAAAGGAUUGUCCUCUCUUGGACUCAACUUGAUGUUUUUUCUUAAUAUAGAACACAUUUGGACAACCAUCAUUUUGCGAGUUCAAUAUCUUUUUGAGAAAGAUAAUCAGCUUUGCUGGUCAUGUUUGCAGUGCAUACUCUUUGCAGACCUACAUGCUUUUUUUUCUUCUUGCUUUGGUACUUGAUCGUUUAGAAGCCAGGAAGAGAAAACUGGAGUCGAAUUAUGUCCCACGAUUGUCUCUGGGAUCUUUACUGGGGACUCGCCCAACAGCUAUUGGCCAAUUAUUUCCUCGUCCCUACUACUAGUAACAGUCCCAGACUUCUUAGCAAAAAUGAUAAAUCGCCUCAGUUCCUGUCUUGUUUCUAAAGCGGUGAAUUGGCUUCACUUUUAGAGCUUCUACCUGUAACAAUGUCUUCCUAUAUCUCUAGAUGUCACUCCCAAAAACUAAAGGAGGGAAAAGAAUGAAAAAACCGCAUGAUUGCAGAUUUUUAAAUCUGUACCCUCAAAAUUAAGUCGUUUUUUUUUCCUACCCCUAUUUACUACCACAUUACUGUUAGGGGCUGUCCACACUUACCCAGGGGCAAAAUGGUGCUGUGUUCACACCGUGAAUACCUGAUAUAUACAACUACAGGUGUACAUGAUUACUCCAUCUUGCCCUGUCAGACGCCAUUUUGAAACUUGAGCUUAGCAGUGAGAACAAAGCAGUGGACUGCCCCAGAACUCACGAAAAACGGUGUGCUUACAGAACCCAUAGACCUUGUACUCGGACACUGGCACCGUGCCCAAAUUCUUGCUUGGGUACUUGAAGUUUGGGUGGGUUCACAUUAAUGCCCAGCAAGUAUUGACUCGGGCACCUUGCCCAGGCACCAGGUGUGAACGCUGCCUUAGAUUCCUUAUAUGUUCAUUUUGUUCUUUUUCAGGCCUGUGAAUUUAUGUACAUUGUAAUUUGAUACAAGAGAACGGUAGCAGCCUUUGGGGACAUAUCACUUCGAUUACUCUAUCAAGUGUCUGAAUAUAAACUUCAUAAAUUUGUAGAUUUAUUUAAUGUAUGAUAGCAUUUAUUAUUGAGUUUUGUACAAAUUUAGAUAUUUCUAGUGAGAAUAAAGUUAUCUAUUGUAUUUUAUUAGUAGGAUUUUGAUAGUCUGGCCUGCUGUGAAAACUUCUAUAACAAGGGAUCAUGGGCAUUUUCCAUUAAAGCAAACUGUGAACCUCAUAAUUUCCCAUUCAACCGUUAAAUUUGACCUUUGAGGGGGGGGGGGGGCUCCCCCCCCCCCCCUCCCCCACCCAAUGGGCCGCUAGGUUAUCGGGAGGGGGGUGGGGCAAAGAGACAGCUGACACCUCUGACUAUAACUGAAUUUGUUUAAUAGCUAUUUGGAAUAAACCAGUUCAUACUACUCUUUCUACUUUUCACCCUUAAAAGUGAACAACUUUGGCUGGCCCAACAGGCAACUUGCCAGGAAAAUACUCUAACUUGGUAGUGGCUCUUGGUCAGGGCUUUUUUCACAUUCUGAUGUGGCAAUACUUUAAUAGUGAGGGUUUUUCUUACAGAGUGGAGCAUUGCAUGGCAGAGCCUGAAUUUUGUUCAACAUUUGUGAAAGAACUGGGAGUAAGCAAUCUAAUUUCAAUAUGCAAGGUAAGAAACAUAAUGUUUGUUUAAAAAAAGUCCUUAUUACACAAGAGAACUGUAAAAUUGGCAAUACUCGCAGGAGUGGGAGUAACUACAGCUAAUUAAGAAAUGAAGACAAUAUAAUAAUAAUAAUUAUUAUUAUUAUUUUAUUGUCUUCCACCCAUCUUUUGUAGUCCUGGUCAUACCCAGUGUCUAACUUGUGCUACACAUGUGUUUUUCUGCUUUUCUUUCAUUUUUCUGCUCCAUGCUCGGUUUUUGCAGCUCAUCUUGUUCGCAAGUAUCCCUGCUAGCAUUGCCCAUCAUUAUGGUAAAAAAAAGAGAGAGACAUGAAGUGAGAAGGAAACAGAAACUAGAAAGGAUUGUCCUCUCUUGGACUCAACUUGAUGUUUUUUCUUUAUAAUAUAGAACACAUUUGGACAACCAUCAUUUUGUGAGUUCAAUAUCUUUUUGAGAAAGAUAAUCAGCUUUGCAGAUCAUGUUUGCACUGCAUACUCACUGCAGACCUACAUGCAAUUUUUUCUUGCUUUGGUACUUGAUGGUUUAGAAGCCAGGAAGAGAAAACUGGAGUCGAAUUAUGUCCCAUGAUUGUCUCUGGGAUCUUUACUGGGGACUCGCCCGACAGCUAUUGGCCAAUUAUUUCCUCGUCCCUACUACUAGUAACAGUCCCAGAUGUCUUUGCAUAAGUUAACUCGCCUCAGUUCCCUUCUUGUUUCUAAAGCGGUGAAUUGGCUUCACCUUUAGAGCUUCUACCUGUAAUCAUGUCUUCCUAUAUCUCUAUAUGUCACUCCCAAAAACUCAAGGACGAAAAAGAAUGAAAAAACCGCAUGAUUGCAGAUUUUUAAAUCUGUACCCUCAGAAUUAAGUUGUUUUUUUUUUCCUACUCCUAUUUACUACCGCAUUACUGUUAGGGGCUGUCCACACCUACCCAGGGGCAAAAUGGUGUUGUGUUCACACCGUGAAUACCUGAUGUACAACUACAGGUGUACAUGAUUACUCCAUCUAGCCCUGUCAGACGCCAUUUUGAAACUUGAGCUUAGCAGUGGACAAAGCAGUGGACUGCCCCAGAACUCACAAAAAACGGUGUGCUUACAAGGACCCAGAGACCUUGUACUCGGACACUGGCACCGUGCCCAAAUUCUUGCUUGGGUACUUAAAGUUUGGGUGGGUUCACCUUAAUGCCCAGCAAGUACCGUACUCGGGCACCUUGCUCAGGCACCAGGUGUGAACGCUGCCUUAGAUUCCUCAUAUGUUCAUUUUGUUCUUUUUCAGGCCUGUGAAUUUAUGUACAUUGUAAUUUGAUACAAGAGAACGGUAGCAGCCUUUGGGGACAUAUCGCUUCGAUUACUCUAUCAAGC